Messenger RNA from Dendronephthya gigantea, 4279 nucleotides. Its product is annotated as potassium voltage-gated channel subfamily A member 7-like. Lineage: Eukaryota; Metazoa; Cnidaria; Anthozoa; Malacalcyonacea; Nephtheidae. The transcript is spliced from 4 exons. Bases 2798 to 4279 code for a protein of 493 amino acids. The record is from RefSeq and is a predicted model, not a curated record. Gene Ontology annotation, cellular component: membrane; voltage-gated potassium channel complex. Gene Ontology annotation, biological process: protein homooligomerization; potassium ion transmembrane transport. Gene Ontology annotation, molecular function: delayed rectifier potassium channel activity.
CGGGAAUGUAAAUGUCAAACCAAUUACUGUUUACAUAUUUUUUGUGAUGUCAGGAGCGGUGACCUGAAACAAUAACUCAGGAGGGCUGAUUUUGGUGUUCAUCACUAGAAAUUGGCUCAUUUUAUUUAACUCACUCCAGUGUUUUAGAUCAUGCAGUGUUUUAUCAUAGUAACCGUGCAAAUUCAACGUGCAAAUUGCAUAAAAUAUAGAAUACUGUACAACGUCAAGGAAUGGGAUGGAAUCCUGCUUGUAAUGCGUCAUUGUGUAAACAUUUCAACCUACGCAGCUGAGGUCACUGCCAUUCAAGCAGCAGUAUAUAUCGUGCGUCUUUAAACUUUAAACAGACUUAAUGACCAGCCGGUAAGAAACUGCAAUGAGAAGGAUGGAACAUAUGGAGAGCUGUCAAAUACACUACACAUGUGUCCAAGGCUGGAAAUUAAUUACCAACUAUAAAACAAAACACACAACUUUCCAUAUCUGUUGGGUCCUAUGAACGGAUAAACGGGCGUAAAAAAACAAACGAGAUGACGAAAAAAUGCAAUUUCACCGCCAUAUUUCAGGUGUACGUAUCGGGCUUAAAAUGCUGUGAGUCGCAGCGAGGAUUAGAAAAAGCUAGGGCAUAUUUUCGUCGUAGUUCUGCUGUGUUUACCGGACGAAUCUCGGCAGGGUUAUAUAAUGCGCUUAGGCCGUACUUGUGUAGACUUGUUGCGCACAGCAGGAAUUUAAUUUACGAAGCAAAACGAUAUUGGUCGACUGGUAGCUUUCGAGGUUACUGCAUAUAGUUAGGAUAUUAGCAUUACAAAGGCUGUGUGUUUUUGUGCGCCAAACAACGGCGUAUCUAUUCAAUCGUAUUUGUAAAGUGCUAUUUAAUGCCCCGUCUAAAGACAAAUGCCUAUACACAUUACAAUGGGUUGAACAAUAAAACGAGGCCAUUUAUAUGCAACUUGUUGGGUCGUGUAAAAGAAACACUCGCAAAUCUGUGCUGUAUAAUUGGAACGAAAGAAGCCGGUUAUACUUAAAGCAAUUACGGAAAAUUUUCGGCAAGGAUCCACAGAGCUAAUCUACUUGUUUGAAUUGGGAUAAAUUCCUUGUAAUCCAAGUGAAUUGAGGGACAGAUAUUUCGCCGAUUGGUGACGACAGCUUAAAGCUUUACUCGAAUCAAUUUCGGUUUUGUAAAAUAUGUGGCCUGUCUGUAAUGGCUGAGAUGGGGAUUUCACUGGAAAAGUGCUCGUAAAGUGGGUUUAUUUGGUGAUUAAAACGAAUUCUAUGCUAUUAUCUGGCCGGUGAAGUUCUCUGAACUUCUAAUUUACUGCGUUGUAUUCAGUCCUCUGCUCGGGCAAGUUCUGUUGUAACAGUUGUAAUUUGUUAACCUCGAUUGUAUAGUUGUUGUUACAAGGGGCGCUUUAAUAGAGAAAAGAUCGUCGGAUCAAUUUAAAUUGAGUCUGUGGUGAAAAGAAAACGAGCAUAAAAACACAGACAUUCGGAUACUACAUGCACUUGGUCGGACUCGAGCUGCCAAGAUCUAAAGUAAGAUAUUAGUGAUAAACCCUAAAUAAUUGUCGAAAGAGGACGUUUGUUCUGGAGUUUCCAGCGCGAUCUCCGAAAUCGAUUGGUCUAAAGGCAAAGGCUGAAUUCUGUUUAUAUCUCGAGUGUGCGUUGAGAACAUAUUCAUUACAGCGUAACUGCAAGGGUAAAAACUACAAGAAAUUUCUAUGCGACCGCUUGGAGCUAUCAGCAUUCGCUCGGGCCUUUGAAUAUAAUCUGUGAUCAACUACAGGAUCAUCUGCGCACCAGAUUUCCUGAAAGGCUUUCAAGUACCUCUCGACAGAACAGAUAACCAAGUUUAAACAACAUCCAGCUGGAUCUGAUAUUGUAACACAAUCGGUAUACUUGAUACGUGUCUGUCUAUACUUCAAAACACAGAAUCGUCGAAUCGAAGAAUUCCCCGGCUGUCAACUAACAGCGCGGAUCGGCAUUGGAAAACACCAUAUAAAUCAUUCUGGUAAACUACACCUACCUUGAAAAAUUAUAUACCGUGAUAAAAAAACCUGUCGGGAAGCUAACAGCAUUCCUACCAUUUCAUUAGGAUCACAUUUUGUCAAAUAAAUACUUUCAGAGAUUCACAAAUACAACGAAUCACAGAAGAACUAUUUUAGACAUCCAGUGAACAUUCCAUUGCGGUGAUUGCUGUUCGUACUAAUCUGUGACUAAUUGUCAAUUACCAAAUCUUAUUAAUCGCUUGAGUAUUGAGGUUUGGCCUCCGUUUGAGAAAAAAAUUCAUCAACCGAACAUACUGACCGAGUUUAGCUUUCGAGAAUAGGUUUCACUAUCGCUAAUUUGUCAGAUAUACCAUUCGGAUUUUUCCCGUUAUUGCCUAAACGUGUUCAUCGAGUCAGGAAGCAAACUGCUAUUCCAGACCACUUGCCAUUGAUACUUCGAGGGGCUAUUUUCUAGUCUAAUAAACUGUUGCAAAUUAAGAAAUCGCUAAUCAGUACCUGCUAAUCUCUCUCGUUAGACUGCAUAGAUAUCGAGUUUAGCUUUGGUGCACGCAUAAAUCAUUCAAUCACCACAUCUGAUUCCAUCCGUUCCCCCUUCAAAAUUUAGGAAACUACCUACUAAAACUGUACUUUUAACAGUUUUUCAUUCGAAGUCCAUUGGAAUCAGUUUCGGCCCGAUACAUUGUCAUCAGUACCUUAUCGACUGCUUGUUCAUCGAUUUAGCACCUUGAUAGAUCACAAAUGUCCGAUCUAUUUUGAAACUCGAGAGCGAGGUUGAAGAGAUUAUUGAAGAUAUUGCAAUGCAAUAUUGGAGCGAUAGCAAAUGUCGAGCUGUGCAACGAGCGAGCAUUAGUGCGGGGCCUAGUCCACAAACCCUACCAGAAAACGACGUCUUCAACGAGCCGAACGGCAAUCAAAUGGGGUCACAACCUGUACGGAACGGCCCGCCACGGUUGCCAAAAUACGACCGCAAGGAGCGACUUGUCGUGAACAUUUGCGGAGCGCGUUACGAGGUCCUCGAAAGCACGAUACAACGCUAUCCCAACACGCUUCUGGCCGACCACGAGAAACGCGCCGAGUUUUGGGAUGAUGAAAGAAACGAGUAUUUUUUCGACCGCAACCGAUUAUGCUUCGAAUCGGUGCUGACUUACUACCAGAGCGGAGGCUUUCUAUUGCGGCCUCCCAACGUACCGGAUAUAUUAUUUAUAAGGGAACUUGAAUUCUACCAAUUGGGCGAAGACGUCAUAAAAACGGUGAAAGGGGAGAACGUCAUCCCUGAGCCGCCAAGGUCUCUGCCCAAGAACAAACUGCAAGCUCAGAUUUGGAGCCUUUUCGAGUAUCCGGAUACGUCAAACAGCGCUCGCGGCAUUGCAUUGUUCAGUUGCGCCAUAGUGUUGCUGUCCAUAGUGCUGUUCUGUAUCGAGACUUUGCCAGUAUUCCAAGAGAAAGGCGAGGACGGAAAGACGAGGGAUCACAUGGUGUUCUUCAAUAUCGAAGCUGUGUGCAUCGCUUGGUUCACUAUAGAGUACGUGAUACGGUUUCUAUCCGCGCCAAACAAGUGCAGAUUCCUAAUAGAGGUACUAAACAUUAUUGAUCUGGUCGCUAUUCUUCCCUUCUUCAUUUCAUUCGGGCUCAGUGGGCAGAAUUCCAACGUCUCUUCAAUGGCAGUGUUGCGGGCGGUCAGGCUUGUGAGGGUGUUUCGUAUAUUCAAAUUGUCACGGUACUCCACUGGACUGCAAAUACUGGGGAUGACUUUGAGAGCAAGCAUGGGAGAGUUGGGUCUGCUCGUGUUCUUCCUUAGCGUUGGUGUGGUAUUAUUCUCAAGUGCUGUGUACUAUGCCGAGAUAGACGACGAAGGUGGACUAUUCCAAAGUAUACCGCACUCGUUCUGGUGGGCCAUCGUUACCAUGACAACGGUCGGCUAUGGCGACAUGUAUCCAAAGACAUUUGUUGGUAAACUAGUCGGGUGUCUCUGCGCAUGUACCGGAAUUCUGGCCAUUGCUCUUCCAGUUCCCGUGAUAGUCUCGAAUUUCGAACACUUCUACAGCAAAACUCAGCGAAGAGAGUCGGGAGACACGCCCGAGAGCAAGGACAAGAUCGAGAAGCAAAAUCGGUUGAAAAAAUUUUUAGCCAGUCUCCGACGCCGACGGUCGAACAACAAGUCCAGCGAGGAAAUGUACUUUGAUAUGGGACCUUUUUUAUUCUUAACAAAGACUCGACUGCCGAUCCACAGUCCGGGAAUGAAUCUCGCACAGAGUACAAAGAUCAGGGCACGCAAGUGA